UCAGACGCCGCCCGCAGCAGGAGUUGGCGGUGGCUUUGGCGCAGGCCCAUCCGGUGUUGAGCGGCCAAGAAGGCGCUCGCGCGCAGAUUUGCUGCCUGGUCCUUACUCUACCACCGCCUCGAUGUCAAAUCGAAGUCGAGCUGCAACACUAAGCGCGGCAAGCGCGCAUCCCUACACGUUUACGGAAUUUCCUCAUCAGCCCGGCGCGUCAGCUUCAGGCCAACAAGAGGCUGGUCAUGAAGCUGCACAGCCGCCUCAGAGCUCCUACCCUAGGGCCGAGAGUUCCACCGCAGUCGCCACGACUCCGCUAGAAGGGAUCUCGCGCGUGAAAGCAGGCUUACGUUAUCAACUAGUGGUUGUACAGCAUCCCAGCAGGGCGCGGAUGUGCGGCUUCGGAGACAAGGAUCGACGACCUCUGAGUCCAACUCUGAUCGUCAAGCUUGUGAUUACAGAGGAAGCAACUGGAGAGGAGGUGUCGCCAUGGAAAGUGAACACGUCCUUGUUCUACCUAGCGUGCGAUCUUUGCCAUCCCGAACUGCUGAUGGCCUCUCCGCGCAAUGUCUUGGUUCAUCAUCACUCAACGACCGUGCCCGUCCCUUCGCCCGGCCUAGGAAAUCCAUCUGAAUACGGCGCCUUCCCUGGACCAAGCAGUCGACCCUCUUCUGCAGACUAUCCAAGCAUAAGGCCUCCUACACCAACGACGCCCGGCGCAGGCAGCCUAUCCUCGCUCGCAGCCCUCCACCUCGGCUCUCGCUCUCGAUCUUCCUCUGAUGCGCGUGGUCCAUACGACACUGCGAUGGGGAGCGGCGUGGAGAUCUCGUCUAGCGGGUCCGGAAUGCCACCUUCCAUCCUGCCGGCUGGUCUUCAAACCUUGACGACAGAGUCGUACACUCGCAACCUGGUCGGAGCCUCGGUGGCCAGUGCGAAUGUCCUCAAGGACGAGCGCGAUCAUACUUGCAUCUUUUUCGUGCUCCAAGACUUGAGCGUGCGCACAGAGGGAUCCUAUCGAUUGAAGCUACUCUUUGCAGAUCUUUCGAGCUGCAGGGAUGGGCAGUCCAAUGAGGGUGUCUCCACUGCCUUGGCAGAAGUGUAUACAGAUCCUUUCACCGUUUAUUCGCCGCGCCGAUUUCCUGGUAUGCACGAUCCGACGGAACUCUCGAAGAAGUUGGCAGCGCAAGGCGUCAAGAUUGCUACGCGAUCGGAUAGGAAGAAGCGCAGGCGCUCGGGUGGACAAGGCGCGGGAGCUUCGGGUGCGGCAGGGGAGGAGAUGGGAGAGGAGGAGGAAGACGAGUAGAUGUAGAGAGAGGCGUGGCGCACGCCUCUUUCGCGCAUCGCCUUGCGCCGUUCGCAAUCGCGACUCGAUCCACUGCCCUCUUCGAGCCACACCAGUAUAUGCACAAAGGAGUUGAAAUGCGAUGAGAUUUGUCUGGCGCAUGCAGCGGAUUGGACCUCACAUUUGCCCAUGUGCCGCGAACCUGAUCCCUCGAGCUUCCAUAUCGACAUGUAUCAGCAUCACCUCGGCCCCCCAUCGGCUCGGGACUAGUACCUCGCAAGGCUUGGUCGUGCGCGUACCAUUUGAUGGUGGAAAUACAAGACGUUGGCGAGUAGCAGAGGAGCUGCGAUGUGCGUAGGCGUGUGCCCAAGUGGUACGAUGAGGGAAUGCAAGAGAGGAAAUCGAAGAAGAGUGGGGGGG
This is a messenger RNA of Ceraceosorus guamensis, 1693 nucleotides long. RefSeq lists its product as hypothetical. Bases 122 to 1294 code for a protein of 390 amino acids. NCBI's taxonomy places the organism in Eukaryota, Fungi, Basidiomycota, Exobasidiomycetes, Ceraceosorales, Ceraceosoraceae. The transcript is spliced from 6 exons. The record is from RefSeq and is a predicted model, not a curated record.